Messenger RNA from Nematolebias whitei (Rio pearlfish), 2200 nucleotides. RefSeq names its product coiled-coil domain-containing protein 6. Bases 19 to 1395 code for a protein of 458 amino acids. The transcript is spliced from 9 exons. Lineage: Eukaryota; Metazoa; Chordata; Actinopteri; Cyprinodontiformes; Rivulidae. The record is from RefSeq and is a predicted model, not a curated record.
CCUCCCUACUCCACAACCAUGGCGGACAGCGCGAGCGAAAGCGACACUGACGGAGCGGGGAGCAGCUCAGCCACCCCAAUGUCGUCCUCCGCUUCUAAUUCUGGGAAACCGAGCAUAGUCAUUUCACAGUUUCGUUUGGAAGAGCUGACGAACCGCCUUGCGUCGCUGCAACAAGAGAACAAAGUUCUGAAAAUUGAGCUGGAGACGUUUAAACUAAAGUGCAAAGCCUUGCAGGAGGAGAAUCGGGACCUCCGCAAAGCUAGCGUCACCAUUCAAGCAAGAGCGGAGCAGGAGGAAGAAUUUAUCAGCAACACCUUGUUCAAGAAGAUCCAGGCUCUUCAGAAGGAGAAGGAGACCUUGGCAGUCAACUAUGAGAAGGAGGAGGAAUUUCUCACUAAUGAACUGUCAAGGAAGCUUAUGCAACUCCAACAUGAGAAGGCUGAGUUGGAGCAGCACUUGGAGCAAGAGCAGGAGUUCCAGGUUAACAAGCUUAUGAAAAAGAUCAAGAAAAUGGAGAAUGAAACCAUCUCGAAGCAGCUAACCCUGGAACAGCUGAGGCGGGAGAAAAUUGACCUUGAGAACACGUUAGAGCAGGAACAAGAAGCCCUCGUCAACAGGCUGUGGAAACGAAUGGACAAACUGGAGGCUGAGAAAAGAAUCCUUCAAGAGAAGUUGGACCAGCCUGUAUCAGCUCCUCCUUCCCCUAGAGAUGUUUCCAUGGAAAUAGACUCACCAGAGAACAUGAUGCGGCAUAUCCGCUUCCUGAAGAAUGAGGUGGAGAGGCUUAAGAAAAGCCUGCGUACCACUGAGCUGCAGCACACAGAGAAACGUGCCCAGUACAUAGAAGAGGAGCGACAGAUGAGGGAGGAGAACAUUCGGUUGCAGCGAAAGCUUCAAAGAGAAAUGGAGCGCAGGGAGGCCCUGUGCAGACAACUGUCAGAGAGUGAAUCCAGUUUGGAGAUGGAUGAUGAGAGGUACUUCAAUGAAAUGUCUGCGCAGGGUCUGCGUGCAAGGACCGUGUCCAGCCCCAUCCCUUACACCCCCUCUCCCAGCUCCAGUCGACCUAUAUCACCUGGUCUCUCGUAUGGACCUCACACAGUUGGCUUCACUCCUCCGGCAACACUGUCCAGAGCUGCCAUUUCCCACUACAACACCCCUGCCCUGCACAUCCAUGGAAGUUCCUCUCAUGCUGUAGCACGGCCCUCACCAAGAAGAAGCGCCAGUCCUGACAAAUUCAAACGUCCAACUCCCCCACCCUCUCCCAACACGCACUCAGGGGCCCAACAGCCUCAGCCGCCGCUCCCCCCACCAGCUCAGCCCAUGGUUCAGUCAAUGUCCUCCCCGGCAGCCAUGUCGCAGCACGCAGCAGCAGCUGCACCACCACAGCAGCCUUAACACCAUAAAAGGUUUCUGCUUCUGCGCAAGGUUGUGCGCACUGAACGCCACGAUGCUACCGCAGCAACUUCCCGUCAUUACCAGCUCUGGAAGUGAAGUUUCUUACUCUUAACAAAGUCCACAAAAGACGCAGCUUCAGAGGUUCUAGAGGGAAAAGAAACGAGAUGGCAACUCGGCCUCGGUGAUGGUAGCUGCCUGCCAAAUCCACAUGUGGCGUUACUUCUCUUAAAAGGAAAAGAUGGACUUAAUUAAAAAUGCUUCUGGCAUUUGUAGGAUAACUUGUUCCAUAUUCUGUCUUGAAUUUUUAUUUUUAUUUGUUUUUGCUUGGGACUAGCUGGUUUGAAUUGUUGUGACGCUUCUAAGAUAGCACAAACAGCACAGAUAGUAUGUUUCAUGGUGGUGUUUUACCAUAGGUUGGACGUUUGAAUCAAAGGAUGGCUCAACUACUAGAAAAGUAAACAGUUUUAUUUUUUGUUUUGUUGUUUCAAGCCUAUAAUAUGAAGCUUGAUAGCAGUAAUGUCCUACACUCUAGCUCACCAUUCUGUCUUUUAAGCAGUGUCAGUAAUUCAUUAUGGCCCCAAGUUUAUCGUGGCUUUGAUUAGGUCUACUUAAAAUGUCAUAGAAGACUGCUUGGAGUUCCUCCGUUCUAUAGCAUUGACCAAACGGAGCUUGCGGCACAGUUUUUUGUUUCAGAUAGCAUUACAAGUUCUGCUGAAUUUCAGUUGAAAUGAAAAGAUUGCAUCGAGGAUGGACACUGGUACAUAAACCACAAAUAAAUGUCGCCUUUUGAGGUGUUUAAAAAGUA